AUGGACGUCGGGCCGAAAACCAGUGUCGUCGACACGUUGCGUCGUUUCUUGACCUCACGCUGGAACGCAUCAUUGAACCUAUUAAAUAUGGAUCACCUGCAGCAGGACCCAAUCCUCUCUGAAGCGAACAUUCUUCCGCCGGGUGUAAAAGGAUCACACCGUGAUCUUGGCACAGCCUUAUGGAAGCUCAGUGCCGAAAUGUUCCCCAAUCUAACGACACUCUCCUUCGCAGGCAAUACCCUAACGACUCUCCAGCCACUUUCGAUGCUGGGCCAGUACCUGCCGAAGCUUGCCAACCUAUCUCUGGAGCGAAAUGAGCUCCGCUGGGCUCGUGAUUUGGAUGUACUCACGACGAAGCGGCACGGCUUACAUGAACUGCAAGAACUCGUCCUGCUUGGCAACCCAAUCCAGCAGACAGCGAUGGAAGGUGGAAAUGAAGAGGGAUACCGACGUGAUGUAUUGGCCAAGUUCCCGACAUUGCGCAUCCUCGAUAUGAAGCCAGUGCAGGAUGUCGAGCGAGGCUUUUCUCAGUUGUUCAAGGGACGCAGUGAUAAGCGGGCAGGACCAGAGGCUGCACAGGUCCCAUUGCGGCCUUUCGCGCUGCAAACAAAAGCUGGCUUCGUCGACGGAGAUGCCGCGCAGGUCGUGCCUGAAUUUCUGUCGCUGUUCUUCUCAGCGUAUGACCAGGAUCGCACUCGACUGGCUCCCGUGUACAGUGCUAAUGCGCGCUUCACUUUUAGCCUCAACACGAGUCCACCACCACGUGCACGUGCCGAGCGUCUUCUACACACGAUGCCGCAUCAAAAGCAGCUCACAUUCGACAAGUACGUUGAACUAGGCUCGCGGAAUUUGAUGCGCACACACAGCGUCAAGCCGCUCCUCCGAAGCAUGCACCAUGGCAGCGAGGCGAUUGUCGCUUUCCUGCGCCGCUUACCUGUGACCGCGCACCCAUUGCAUGACUCGAGCAAGUUUGUGGUAGAUGCGUGGCUCCUUCCGAACGUCGAUGUCCAGGCGCAGACCAAUGCGAUGGAGCGGCCUGAUGCUCUUCUGUUCAUCAACGUGCAUGGUGAAUUUACUGAGGCACCUUCGCAGGGGAUCCGUUCGUUUGAUCGAGUAUUCAUGGUCGCACCAGCCAUGCCCGACUCACAAGCCCGGCAGCUCGGCUGGCCGUGCUUGAUUGUGAGCGACAUGCUCACUCUACGGCACUAUUCGCGCGAGACCGCCUUCCAGCCAAACUCGCUACCCAUCGCACCUGAACCGCUCCCUGGCCUCACGCCUGAGCAGCACGCCAUGUCACUCCAGUUGUCGGCGCAAACGAGCCUUUCAUAUCCGUUCGCUGUGCAGUGCCUGGGCGAGAAUGACUGGAACAUGACACGGGCGCUGAGCGUGUUUACGUCGUUACAAGCGGCCGGCACAAUUCCCCCCGAAGCAUUUGUACGAACAGCAUGA
This is a messenger RNA of Malassezia globosa CBS 7966, 1449 nucleotides long. RefSeq lists its product as uncharacterized. Gene Ontology annotation, molecular function: RNA binding; protein binding. Bases 1 to 1449 code for a protein of 482 amino acids. NCBI's taxonomy places the organism in Eukaryota, Fungi, Basidiomycota, Malasseziomycetes, Malasseziales, Malasseziaceae. Gene Ontology annotation, cellular component: nucleus. The transcript has a single exon. The record is from RefSeq and is a predicted model, not a curated record. Gene Ontology annotation, biological process: poly(A)+ mRNA export from nucleus.